GUAUGUGAGCUCAUUGUGCGGACUAGCCUUUACGGGGGUGUGGCGGAUGGAUUUGCGGCGCUCGUUCUGUGACGGGGCCGGCGGAGUGAUCCACAGCGGCACAGGUCGCGGAGACAGACAGUGGGAUCGAUAACAAACGGAACUCGGUGAGAAAAUUCAUGACCGGGACGAGGAGCACAGAGCUGGCUUCAGAUCUGCCGUGAGCCCCCGGUACAGGCGAGGAAAGCGGGACGCAGCGGGACCAUGGAGAGGAAAAGUAUACCCGUUAAGUGCAUUCUCAACAAGCCCCAGUUAGUCCGUGGUCUGAGUGGAAACCUACACCCAGAUGUGAAUGCCAGCCACUCCCGGGCUGGAAGGUCUCUCCUGACCAAAGUGCAGCGCAGCAGGCACAAGCAUCACUACGAAACCAACCAUCAAAUCAGGCUCAAACCUGAUUUAAACACAACACUACCAGUUCGACAGACAGCAUCCAUCUUCAAACAGCCGGUGACCAAGGUAACAAAUCACCCCAACAACAAAGUGAAGACAGACCCGCAGAAAGCUGUGGACCAACCCAAGCAACUGUUCUGGGAGAGGAAGCUGAGCGGCUUAAAUGCAUUUGAUAUUGCGGAGGAACUGGUGAAAACUAUGGAUCUUCCCAAAGGUUUACAGGGUGUUGGGCCUGCAUGUUCAGAUAAAACACUGCUUUCUUCCAUCGCCAGCGCGCUGCACACCAGCCCUGCACCCGUCACCGGACAGCUCACUGCUGCGGUGGAGAAAAAUCCUGGAGUGUGGCUGAACACAUCCCAGCCUCUUUGUAAAGCCUUCGUAGUGACUGAUGAUGACAUCAGGAAGCAGGAGGACAUGGUGCAGAGUGUGAGGCGGCGGCUCGAGGAGGCUCUCAUGGCCGACAUGUUGGCUCAUAUAGAGGACACCACUGCAGCCGCAGCAGCAGCAGACAAAGUAGAAGAGAAGGUUGAGCAGGUGGACAAGGAGGAAUCAUAGCCAAGGCCCGACGUGACGUUUGCUGGUAAACUGGUUUUAUUUUCCCACAAUUGGCUCCAUGAAGAUUUUUUUAUAAAUGUUUACACGAAGUAGACCCUAAGCAGAAGUUCUGCAAGUCUUGUUAACAUACACAAAAAUCUGUUUCUUUUCUUCUUUUUUAUAUUUGACUAUGUAACCCUGAAAGGGUACUUUGAGUUUAAAUUUUUACCUCUGUAUGACAGUUUUGGAUGGUGCUCAAUGCAGUGUUACACUCAGUUAACAGCUGUUCAAGCUCAAAGUUAAAAACACAAACCUGAUGUAUGUGAAUGAAAAGUGUGUGUGUGUGUGUGUGUGUGCGUGUUUGUGUGUGUGUGUGAGAGAGACGUAUCAGUUCAUGUUCAGAACCUCAAGUGUGUUCCUUUUUAACUGUUCAAGAAGAAUAUGUUGCUCUUAUAUUUGAACUCUGGCACUGUAGGUAGUGUUGUGUAGGUUGCAGUAUGUUUACAUGCACGCAGCACUCAUGUGGCUGUGAAUAAUCAUAUUGAGCUCAUUUGAUAAAGGUUUUACAGUUCAAAGUGCUGUUAUUUCUCCUGAUAACCUGUGUUUACAUGGUUUUCCAAGUUUAAGUCCGGGGUGGGCCCAUUUAAUUUUGAGAAAAUCCUUCAAGAGGCAAACUAAAUGAUUGAAUGCAAAUAUCACACUAACCUCUCUGAUGACGUCUGAUGUCAGAUGGUAGUGAUCAUGCAACUCGCAGCUGGUUUUUUAGGUUCGUGAUGGUCAGUCUUGAGCGGAACACAGUCUUUGCAAGGUUCAGCUUUGAAAACGCUGCUCUCAGCCACAUGUUGUCACAAACUGAGAUGCAAACGUCACUACAUGUCUGCUCAGAAUUAGGAAUUUCCUCAGGACGCACAUACAAUUUAUAAAACUCCCGCAGAAAUUGUGGUGGCUUUGAGCUCAUUGUUGCUUUGCAGUUUGAUCAUUUUAUGUUAUAGGUUGUCAGGCACAUCAGCUGGUUCCACAUUAAACAGCUUAGCGAAUGUGAUGUUUGUUUACCUUUCAUGUCCUGAAACAAUCAUCAAACGCCUGAAGGAGUUUUGCAGACUCUCCAGCGUAUUCAGAUGUCCUAGCAGGCUUUUGUUGUUGCAGAGCAGGAAAGUUCAGUGUUGCCCCCUUUCUAGUUGCAGUUACCACAGCUGUAAUUGCCCCACGUUUGAAAGCAAAGAGCUUAGAGGCUGGUGGGGACUUUGGAGCUUGAGGUUGUUGGUAAUGUCUGCCAUGAAAGCCAGAUCACUCUGCCACUUGCUAUCACUCAGUUGCAUGACAGGUUUUCCCUUCGUCUCCAUGAAGUGUUUUACUUUCUCCCUGGCAGUGUUAGCAUAUUGCCUUGAUUCAACCAUCGCACAUCUCAAUGAUAAACCAGACCUUUGAACUCUCAGGCUGCCUCAUUAGCCUCUUGAACUGGCAGCUGUACGGCCCUCACGUUGUCAUAAUACCAGUGUGAUCCAGGGAAUAUGACUGAUGUGUUUGUUUGAGACAGUAGCAUACAUCUAAAUCACUUUCAUUGAUACUAAGAUUAUUUAAUGUUUUGACCAAUGCCACGAAUUCCCUUCUGCCAUGGCUGAGACCUUGUUGCAAAUCAAAAUCGUAUUAAAGUUAAUCCCCACCUAUCAUAGUGCUGUGCAUGGCUUGCUAAGACAGCCAUUCCUCCCUCACGUCCUAAUCAGCAGUGAUCCCACGCACAAAAAUGUGUUUGUUAUGUCUGUUGUUUCAUCGCAGGCCAGAGAGAAAAAACUGGGAGUUUCUUGUGCUGUCGUCAAGUGUUUUUUUUUUCUGUUUUUUAUAUAUCUUGUGCCAUAUCAGUAAUCUGUUUUGCAGAAGCUUUUUUUCAACAAACUGGCAAACUGGAAUACUUUACUUAGCAAUUAGCCUGUUCACCACAAAAACUGUCUAUAUGUCACUUUCUUGUGAACUCUGCUCAAGAGUGUUUACUUUAUCCAAGAGCUUUUGUCCUUGCAACUCUUCUAGUUAAACAUGUUUCCAGCUGUGAUGAUGCUCGAGAUCAGACUUGUUAAACAUUGAGAAUUGACCCCACAUACUAAACACACCUGCUUGUCUUUUCACUUCAAUUUUCUUUCCUUUUUGUCCAUUUCUCUUGGAAAGCAUCUGCAUCUGCUUCUCUUGAGAGUUGCCAUGAUGCUUGUCAGCAAUGAUUCGUAAUGUGUGUGUCUAGAGGUGUGUCUGGGACCUGACUGGCAUACAACCAGAAAGGGCCAGACUGAAGGACACAAUAUUCUGCUAUUAUUUUUGUUUUAUUGAAAGAAAAAAAAAAUUGUUCCCUUUUUUAAAAUAUUUAUAAAUUGUCUGACGGGCUUAUAGGGCUCGGAGGCCGUAGGUCCCCCACCCCUGGUUUAAGCCAUGUUAUUUGUUCUGACAGAAAAAUUGUCAGUAUUGUUUUGCCAUGUUUGAUUUUAUUCAGUAAAGGAAAAUGUGUGUACCGUAAGAAAAUACAAAACAACAAAUGCAACGCUCAUGUACCUCAUAACCUGGUGUACUGUACCUCAUUACAAGAUUCAUUUUUGUCUCUGUAUCACUGUGACACUGUUGAAUAAAUACAGCUGUUUUGUUA
Molecule: messenger RNA, 3589 nt
Organism: Hippoglossus stenolepis (Pacific halibut)
Lineage: Eukaryota; Metazoa; Chordata; Actinopteri; Pleuronectiformes; Pleuronectidae
Gene: mbd3a
Product: methyl-CpG binding domain protein 3a
Exons: 7
Coding region: 244-984 (246 amino acids)
Source: RefSeq, a predicted model, not a curated record